AUGGCCGCGGUGCUCCCCGGGGGCAGCCGCUGGCACGCGCUGUUUGUGUGCUGCGUCGUUGGGGUGCUGGGCAUGCUGCGCCGCUCCAACCUGGUGCUGGGCGCGCUGUCCCUGUUCGGGCAGGAGAAGCACCUGACGCGCGCAGACAUCACGAUUGACGGGGCUAAGUACGCGCUGCGCCUGCGCGUGCAUUACUCUAAAACACUGCAAUACCAGAGUCGCGUGCACGAUGUUUGGAUCCAAGGGGACGCGCGCCCCGGCGCGCCCCUGGACCCGGUGCGCCUCUGGCAGGGGUUCGUGGGCGCGGUCCCGGCCCCGGCCCACGCCCCCGCGUUCAGCUAUUUCGACGACGCCGGGGCCCUGCGUUCUUUGUCGUUUGACGCUCUGGCCGCGGGCAUCAAGCACUUGGUGGCGGCGGUCGGUUUGGACCCGGCCAGCUACUCCACUCACAGCCUUCGGCGCGGUGGCGCCACCUGGGCGUUUGAGCACAAGGUGCCCACGCUCCUCAUCAAGGCGACUGGGGACUGGAGCAGCGAUGCGUAUGAGGCGUACCUGACUCUGGGCUCGGGCGAGAAGCUGCAGUGCACGGGCGCCAUGCUGCGCGCGCUUUCGCGCUGA
Messenger RNA from Monoraphidium neglectum, 618 nucleotides. RefSeq lists its product as hypothetical. The record is from RefSeq and is a predicted model, not a curated record. The transcript has a single exon. Gene Ontology annotation, biological process: DNA recombination; DNA integration. Gene Ontology annotation, molecular function: DNA binding. Lineage: Eukaryota; Viridiplantae; Chlorophyta; Chlorophyceae; Sphaeropleales; Selenastraceae. The coding region runs from base 1 to 618 and encodes 205 amino acids.